CCAGAAAAUGUUCCCAGAUCAAUCGACAGUUUACACCAGUUUACACUUUACUGCACUUUACAGAACAUUACAGAAUAUUUUGAGAAUAUUGCAAACCGCAAACAUCAUCAUUUGUUAAUUGAUUGAUAAAUUUUUUACAUCAAAUUACGGAUUAUCACAAAUCAUGGCACGAAGAUAUGAUACAAGAACGACAAUCUUCUCACCAGAAGGUCGUCUUUAUCAAGUCGAAUAUGCAAUGGAAGCAAUAAGUCAUGCUGGUACUUGUCUUGGUAUACUGGCAAAUGAUGGAAUAUUACUUGCUGCUGAAAGAAGAAACACCAAUAAAUUACUUGAUGAAGUAUUUUUUUCUGAAAAAAUAUAUAAAUUAAAUGAGGAUGUUGUUUGUUCAGUUGCUGGUAUAACAUCAGAUGCAAAUGUAUUGACAAAUGAAUUACGUUUAAUUGGACAAAGAUAUUUACUUCAGUAUGGUGAAACAAUACCAUGUGAACAACUUGUAUCAUGGUUAUGUGAUGUUAAACAAGCAUAUACACAAUUUGGUGGUAAACGUCCAUUUGGUGUAUCAAUAUUGUAUAUGGGAUGGGAUAAACAUUAUGGAUAUCAACUUUAUCAAUCAGAUCCAAGUGGUAAUUAUGGUGGUUGGAAAGCAACUUGUAUUGGUAAUAAUUCAGCAGCUGCAAUAUCAUCAUUAAAACAAGAAUAUAAAGAAGGUGAAACAACAUUAAAAGAUGCACAAGCUUUGGCUAUUAAAGUUUUAUCAAAAACACUUGAUAUGACUAAGCUUACAUCUGAAAAAGUUGAAAUGGCAACACUCACAAGAGAAAAUGGCAAGACAGUUACUAAAAUUUUACCAGCAGCUGAAGUUACUGCUCUUAUUGAAGAACAUGAUCGACUUGAAAGUCUUGCUGAACAAGCCAAGAAAGACAAACAGAAAAUUUAAAUUUAUUUAUUUAUUUUUUUUUGUUUACAUUAAAAGUGUAAAUAAAAAAAAAUUUAAUAAUAAUUCGUUUAUAUUUACUAUUUUCUUCACCAUGGUUUUUUUUUUUUUUUUAUAUAAACAAAAAUAAUAAUUGGUAUAUUCAAUAAAAAUAAUUUCAAAUCUAUAUAAACAUUA
Messenger RNA from Aphidius gifuensis, 1111 nucleotides. RefSeq names its product proteasome subunit alpha type-4 (gene Prosalpha3). NCBI's taxonomy places the organism in Eukaryota, Metazoa, Arthropoda, Insecta, Hymenoptera, Braconidae. Gene Ontology annotation, biological process: ubiquitin-dependent protein catabolic process. The record is from RefSeq and is a predicted model, not a curated record. Gene Ontology annotation, cellular component: nucleus; proteasome core complex; proteasome core complex, alpha-subunit complex. Bases 164 to 937 code for a protein of 257 amino acids. The transcript is spliced from 3 exons.